AUGUUUGGGUUAUCGACUACAACGUCGAGCAACGCGGAGUAUCAUCGUGUUCCGGACGACAACGAUGCUAUCGACAAGGAAAGACAUGGCGACCUCACAACUCAAGACAUCGAACUAGGAAUUCCAGGGGGCAGAGAUGAGCCUGCAGUUGAGAGAAAGCAGGAAAGUGGACGUGUCCAUGCAACCGCUUGGUUGGACGGCCUGAGGGGCUUCGCUGCAUUCUUCGUGGUGCUCCACCACAUGACCAUCAUAUGGUUUCCUUGGAGUGUUUACAAUGCAUACGGAGCUGAUCCCGAUAGCUAUCUAUUUUUCCAGCUACCCAUCGUUCGACUGAUCAUUACCGGACACAUACAGGUCGCCAUAUUUCUUGUGAUAUCGGGGUAUGCGCUCAGUCUCAAGACCUUGAAGUUCCUUCACAAAGGCCAAGUGGGCGAAGCGCAUAACGCGCUGGUGUCCUCGGCCUUCCGCCGACACCCGCGUCUCUUCAUUCCGCCGAUUGUGGUGUGCUUCUUUUCGAUGUUCUUCGCUUGGAUGAACUGGUACGGUAACGGCGCCCGGAUGCCAGGUGCUGCAACGCCCGUCGUUAACCCACCAAUAUUCGAAUCAUUCUGGGAUCAGCUCAUCGAUUAUCUGAAGUGGUGUUGGCGGCUGGCAGAUCCGUUGACGAGGGCAGUACCAUCUGGAGAAUGGGUUUACGACAACCCUCUGUGGACCCUUCCAUACGAGUUCCGGGGCUCAUUUCUUGUUUAUGGUAUCUUGUUGGCCCUCUCGCGAGCCCGCCCUGUGGUCAGGAUUAUCACUACGGCUUUGCUCGCCAUACACGCUUUGUGCUUCGUCUACCAUACCAUGUUUCUCUUCAUUGUUGGACUGCUCAUUGCCGAUCUGAAGCUCUGGGACCCCGACGUUGCCGGCUUUGUGCAGGAUCUUGCCGACAGAGUACACAUAAAACUGCCUGCGAUACGACUGGGCAAAACGGAAAGACACCAACGCUUUUUGUGGGGUGUGCUCUCCUUGUUUGGGUUCUUCGUCGCAUUGUGGAUUGGCAGCAUUCCGAACUUCCACCGCGGUGGCAAGGAUGCAUUUGGCUAUCGAACUCUGAGUGCUCUCAUUCCCAUGAAUUGGCAUGCUCAAGGUCAGCAGGACAAUUAUUGGGUGUGUAUAGCUGCCGCGCUUCUCAUUUUCGUUGUCGACCGAACGCCUCUGCUGCAAAAACUCUAUACCAACCGGCUUGGUUUGUUUCUUGGGCGAAUCUCGUUCGCCCUGUAUCUGGUACAUGUACCAAUCUUGCAUAGCUUUGGGUGGUGGGCUGGCAAUACUUUCAUCAAGAUGACAGGAUCAGACACUUUUGCAGGCUAUGACUUUGGCAUCGCGAUCGCCUGGAUCCUGGACUUGAGUAUCACUAUAGUCGUUGCUCACUUUGUUGAACGAUUUGUGGAUGCCAAGGCGGUGAGGUUUGCUGGUUGGCUUUACCAAAAGUUCGGAAAGGGAGCAUGA
This is a messenger RNA of Neoarthrinium moseri, 1494 nucleotides long. RefSeq lists its product as uncharacterized. The record is from RefSeq and is a predicted model, not a curated record. The transcript is spliced from 2 exons. Gene Ontology annotation, biological process: polysaccharide biosynthetic process. Lineage: Eukaryota; Fungi; Ascomycota; Sordariomycetes; Amphisphaeriales; Apiosporaceae. Bases 1 to 1494 code for a protein of 497 amino acids. Gene Ontology annotation, molecular function: acyltransferase activity, transferring groups other than amino-acyl groups. Gene Ontology annotation, cellular component: membrane.